Prunus armeniaca (apricot) is the source of this 1227-nucleotide messenger RNA. NCBI's taxonomy places the organism in Eukaryota, Viridiplantae, Streptophyta, Magnoliopsida, Rosales, Rosaceae. The record is from the annotation of a GenBank genome assembly.
AUGUCCACUCCUCGAUCCGGAAGCGCAAGGUCCAACGCCCAAGAUGGGGAACCAAGCCUUGCUGUUAUCCAAUUGAGGGAAAUCAUGAAGGAGUUGCGCGAAACAAGAAAGGUAGCGGAAAAGGCUCUGGAGAAUGUGCAAAACACUGCUUGUCGUGGGGGCUCAAAAGAGGGCAAGAGGAAACAGAGACAUGAGAUCUCUGAGGGAGACUCUUCCAACAUCACACACUCAAGUGUCCGUGACAGGGCCACGGCGGAAGAUCAAGACGGAGAUCUCGACUUGCAUAAGAUGGUGAAAAAGGCUAAGGACACCGAUUUGCACAGUCAGAUCGAGAAGAUUGUUAGAGGGUACAAGCCGCAAACACUCGUUGAACUAGCUCUAGAAGCGGCGAAAGGAAUCUGCAAGUCGUCAUUCAAGGAAGACAUCCUAAACGCCAAGAAGCCAGUUAAGUUCACCCAACCUAAGUUUAAGUUGUUCGAAGGCACGACUAAUCCCAUUGAACACAUCUAUCAUUUCCAACAACAAAUGGUGCUCGAAGGAGAUGACGAGGCCCUGUUAUGUAAGUUGUUCCCCUCAAGCUUGUCAGGGUCGGCCCUGAUUUGGUUUAGACAGCUGAAACCAAGGUCUAUUGGCGGUUUCACCCAACUCUGUGAGAUGUUCAUAUCCCAGUACAUUUGCAAUCAAAAGAGAAGAAAGGACGUCACGAUUCUAUUCAGCACGAAGCAGAGUACCGGAGAAAGCCUUAAAGAUUACUUGAGGCGUUUUACGGAGGAAAUGUCUACUCUUGAGGAAUGUGAUUCUCAUAAUGCUUCACUGGCGUUUCGUGAAGGGGUCAUACCUGGAAUAAAAAUGCACAGGUCUUUAGUGAAGACCCCACCAAUGGAUAUGAGGGAAGUUAUGGCCCGGGCAGAUGGAGUCAUCAGACUGGAAGAAGAAGAGCUCACCCAAUCAAAACGCGCCACUUCCACCAUUGCGGUCCCAAAGCCUCCGCCGGAGCAAAAAGUGGAAACGAGGCGAUAUCCUUCGAGACAAGAAUCUAGCAAUAGACCUAAGCAAAGCCGACCCUUCACCAAGCUCACGGUGAGUUUAGCCAAACUUUUUCACGAGAACAAGGGCAAAGGUAUAUUUCGAACACCACCUGCGAUAUGCAAAUCCCCAGAGAAGCGAGAUAGGAACAAGAUGUGCACCCAUCAUAACGACUUUGGACACACCACUAAUGAGUGCUGA